AUAGCGUGAUGUGUUUGCAUGUAAUCCAUCUUAAAUAACUUAAACGUACUGUGUAAAAAAAAAUUAAAAAUUAAAUACUAAUGGAUAUUUUAUGUUUAUGAAACAUCGUAGUUGUUUACUUACAAGGGAUAACAAAUUGGUGCGACAGCAAAUGCAAUGAAAUCCCCCCGGUGAUUCCCUAAAAAGCACUAAUCACCAACACAAGGUGUGCAAUUCACAGAGACAUCAUGGGACAAAAGGCAUCGUCUCCAUCCACCUCUCAGCAAACUGCAGUUCCACGCCUUGUGAUAGCGAUCGACUUUGGUUCAUUCGCAAGUGGAUACGCAUACCAGUAUCGGUCAGAAUAUGAAAGAGAACCCUUGGAGAUUCAUAUUAACACGCAAUGGCAAAAUGGUGGAAUAUGUGCGAACAAAACAAGGACUGCAUUAUUGCUGAAGCCUGACCUUUCGCUGGGUGAGUUUGGAUACGCAGCACAACACAAGUUCAGUACCAUUCAGACAGAGGAGAAGGACGGCGACAACUGGUACUAUUUCGAGGGAUUUAAAAUGAUGCUCUACCACAAUUGUGACAACAUUAAUUCAAACACGACCGUGGAAGAUGUUAAAGGUCGACAUGUUCCUGCUACACUGGUGUUCGGGAGGUCCAUACAAUACAUAAAAGAGCACAUCCUCCAUCAUAUGCUGGAGAAUGGCGUUGAUUACAUCGAGGAUGAUACUAAGUGGGUAAUCACUGUCCCUGCAAUAUGGACAGAUCGUGCAAAGGGUUUGAUGAGAGAAGCGGCAACGGAAGUGGCUGGAAUCCGGCUUAACAAGCUGACGAUAGCUCUCGAACCCGAGUGUGCUGCCAUCUACUGCUGUCACCUUACCCGAGAACAGCUCGAAAUUAAGGACGGUGAUAAAAAAAUGCGUUAUAUUGCAAAACCAGGCUCCGUUAUAAUUGUUGUCGACAUUGGGGGUGGAACAGUCGACAUCACCACUGUACGCGUUAGAGAAGGGGAAACUCUGGAGCACAUACAUAAGUCAGGAGGUGGGCCGUGUGGAGGGAUGAAUGUUAAUGACGAGUUCUUUAUGAUGCUUGCACAAAUCACUGGCCAAGAUGUCUUUGAGAAAUUUCGCAUGGAAUACCGAGUUGAAUACUUCGAUUUACAAGCGUCCUUUGAACAAGAGAAGAGUCGGGUUCCGGCAAACGGCAAUCAUGAGCGAUUCAAUCUACUGCUUCCGGCUCCGCUAAAAGAAUUAUGGGAACGGAAAGGGGGACACACAGUCAAAGAUUUAUUACAGACUACAGAUAUUCAAGGGAUACACUUUGCAAAUUCGCGCCUAGCUUUUCCUCUGCGUGUAAUUUUGGAGUUGUAUGAUAAAUGUACCAAAGGAAUCAUUCAAUCUAUCAACAGCAUUUUGUCGCAUCCGGCCGUUGAAGGUUUGCCGAUUUCUGCUGUAUUGGCGGUAGGAGGUUUUGCCAAGUCUGGCUAUGUGGUUGAUGCCUUGCGAAAUGGGCUUAUCAGAAAGGAAAUCCCUGUACUUCGACCGGAAGAUACCGAAAUAGCCGUAGUUAAAGGCGCGGUUCUAUUUGGACACAAAGAACACGUCAUUUAUUCCAGAAUAAUGCCGUACACAUACGGUGUUGCUUGCGUGAUGGAUUUUAACACAAGACACAGAAAAGAGCACAAAUAUUAUGAUGGCAAGAAAUUCGUUGCAAAAAAUUGUUUCAGUAAGCAUGUAACUCGCGGUCAGACCGUGGAGCUGGGAAAAUGGAUCGACCAUAAAAAGUAUUACCCAGACAGUGACUCGCAAUUAUAUAUCACUAUCCAUGUGUUUGCCUCUGAUAAAAUUGACCCGACCCAUACUGAUGAAGAAGGAUGCAAAUUCGUAGGAAAGUUUGAUGUUAAAUUUCCGCAAUCCUCAUCUGUUGACAACAAAACACGCGCUGUACAAGUUGCAUUGCAAUUCGGUGACACGGAGUUGCAGGUGAAAGCCACCAAUCAUGAUGGGACGACGACAAGUGAAUGGUUGAACUAUACAUGAUUUGUGGGAUAUGUUACCAACCUUAAACAACAUGGCAACUAUUACAGCAUGAAUGUUUGAAAUUUUAUCUGAACCUUGUUGCAAUCGAUUUGAGAAACGUAUGUAUACGCUUUUCGGACGAAAACAAAAUAAGUAUAUCAGUGAAAAGUAAGAGUGCUAAAAUUCGCAAUUUUUUAAAACAAAAACAUCGGUCUUCCAAUAUAAGUUCUUUUUCUUGUAAAUGAAAAGUUGCGCAGUUUCUUACUGUUUAUGUUCAUGAAUGUGUUUUUGUGUGUGUUGUCUCAGUGUGAAUAUGCACAUAAGCCUAAUGAUACAGAUGUAGUGCAAGCAGUCAGUUCAGAUUCAUGAUUACCAUAAUAUUCAUAAAACAAUUUGUAAUUAGCCUUUGUAUGCUAUGUUUGUGUACAUAAACAUGCUUUGUAACAUAUUAAUAUUUUUUGUGUUUAGCAGUUAGCAUUUACACAUAUACUGAUACUUAUUACAAUUCAUGUAAAAAUUGUUAUUGCUCUAGCAUAAUUUAGAUUUUUCCAAAUGUGCUCAAGGUCCAUUAUUGCCAUUGUGUAUAUCAAAUAUCCAAAUGCACUUUUUGUGUGUAAAUAAAAUCCAAGUUGUAUUUUAUCCUUUAUGCAUGAUAGCAGUAAAAUAAGAUAUUUUGACAUGAUUUUAUGCAUGCAUAAUGAGUCCACUUCAAAACCACAAAAACAUAGGAGAAAGCGCAAUCAUAGUACUUUGAUAUAUAUACUAUAUGUAAUUCAGGAUGACUCUAUUAUAUAAUACCAAUAAUGAUUUUUUGUGCAUGUUUUUAAAUUGAAAUAAAUCUAUUCACUGUUAUUCUUAACGUAAUGCCCCUGGGUAGUCAGUGUUACUGAAUAAUUAAUAAUUUAUGUACUUAGAUACCUUCAGUGUAAAGAGUGUUCAUUUAAUGUGUUAAUGUGAAACCAGUCAUGGUUUUGAAGGUAUAAGAAGUGGAGAACCUAAGAUCAUUUAUUUAUUUUCAUUCAAAACUUUUAGUUAGCUUUUUCUUCUUACUUCUGUCAAACUCUUGCUUCAUGUUUGCUUUCAUAUGAAGCUUUUUUGCAAUGUUGAGUGAAAUGUGGAUGUUAAAUAAAAUUACACUGUCCUAUUCAGUAUCAUUGUCCUUCUAAGUUUUACCUUGUUUGUCCUAUAUGGAUUAGUGGCAUUUGUUAAGAAAAAAAAUAUCACGCUUGUCAAACCCUUAUUUUUCUGUAAGAGUAAUAAUUGUACUGAGACAUGAAAAUUAAAACAAAUAUAAGUGUUAAUCAAGAGAACUCCUGCAAAAAUAACAGGGUUGUCAAAUGUUUGCUUUCUUUCGUAAAUUUUUAUAACUACACAGAUUCUACAAAGUAGGACUAAUACCUGCUCAUACAAUCUAAUCAAAACAAAGCAUGUAUCUACAUCUUAUGCUCCUGAUAUAACUCAUUCAAUAAAGGUUGAAAUUACAUGCAUGUUACUCUUUUAUAAAAAGCAUGUAUGCUCUUAUUACACUUAGGCAACUAAAAAUCCAAGUUUUAAUGUAUGCAUUACGGUUGUUGAUCACAUAAAACUAUUUAGAAUAAUGUUAUAUUAUAGUGACUGACUUAUAAAGCAAACUUAUGUCUUUGUUAUAUCUACCUGAUAUUUUAUGCCACGUAACAAUAUUGUUGAACAAGUCUCUUAUAAAAUAGCAUGUGUACCAUUACUGAUACCAAUCUAAAAUAUAAUGUGACUUUUGUGUGUUAGGGUUUUAAUCAAAUGAAACUCUGCAUUAUAUAUGGUAUUUCAAAUGAUACGCGUAUCAAACUUGUGUAUUUUCGUAUGUUUAUCUGAUAAUAUAUACGUGUAAUCAGCGUUUACGAUCUAAAUUAAGAUAUGUAGUACCAUUAUUACAUGUAUUAUAUGUAUUUCUCUGCGCAUAUAAUCAAGAAUGUAUAUAUUCUUCAUGUAUGAUAGUGUUAGCAUUGUACUUUGAUCGUACGCAUGUAACAAGCGCAUUAUCGAUUUUUAGUAAAUGCUACUAGUACAUGUAUAAAUUUGUAAAAUAGUCUAUGUCAAUUAUACGUUAUUGUUAUGCACUUAUGAUCACAUGAAAAUAACAAUAAUCUUUCAUAACAAUUCCAAUAGUAUUUCAUUUAGUGAUUUUUUUUAAAUAAAUAAAAAAGUUAUUCAUUUCUUAAUAGCAUUGUUUAAGCUGAUAUCAGCAUUCAAAAAAGGUGAAUGAGACAAUAUAAAUCUAAUACAUGUUGUUUAUUAAAAAUUAAAUCAACUUUAUAAAUUUAAAACAUUCUACGAAAAAUACUUUAUUUAAACAUAACUUUUCGAAAAAUAAUUCUGAAAUUAACUAUUUACUGAUUGCAUAUGUCUGUUUAUCUUUGUAAUGUUUAGCCAAGCUGCCGAAACACAUAUUGUCUUUUUUACUUUUAUGUUCUUCUUAGUUUAUUGUUUUUUUUGUUGCCGUCCACUAUAUGUAGAUUUUGCUUAUGCUUUUUUAUGUAUCUAUUGGGGACCAGCCGUUUAUUGCGUUCUUUUCUCACUUUUGUGAUUAUUUCUUUUUACUUCUUCAUUUCUAUGGAAUAUUCAUCUUUUUGUAUCCCUAAUUUUUGUUUUCUAUUUUUGUUUGUAUGUAUGGACAUCUUAUGUCUUAUAAUAGAAACCAACUGGACAUGUUUUAAAAAAGAAACUAACUGGAUAAGCACACACAAAUAAUCAUUUACAUUACCCUCAACCUUUUUAAAUGAUUAAAUUAUGUACUUUGAAUGUAAAAUGGUUAAACAAUAAAGACAAACGCAUCAAAUGGUUAGAGAAAAAAAAGUAUAUGCCUGUUACAAGAAAGUCACUUGCCACAUACUUAAGCACAUACCUUAAAAGAUGAAUGUGACGGAGACAUCUAUCUCAGUGGACAACAUACUAAUAAACAAGGCAUUGCCUAUCUGAUAAAAAAUAAUAUAGGGAUCACGGUCGAUAAUUUUAACCAAAUAAUAAUUGGCAGACAAGCAAGUAUAAAUAUCAAAAUACACGAAACACAAUUAUCAUUAAUCAAAGUUUACGGCCAUAACAUAGAUGAUUCCACGUUUUACGAAACAUUACAAUCCUUUAUAAUUAAUAACCAAGAUAAAAACAUUAUAGUCGGUGGUGAUUUCAAUACUGUUCUUAACACAUUAUUAGAUAAAAAGAAGGGAAACCUUUAUACUCGUCCUAAAAAUUGAAACAUUUUAAAUAACAUAAUUGAAAACUACAAUAUGAUAGACAUCUGGCGUACAGUAUAUCCAAACGAAAGCAAAUUCAUCUGGCGCUUAAACACAAAACGAACAAUAUUUUGUAGAUAAGACUAUUUUUUUUAAUAUCUGAGUCACGUUGCAACAUUAUUGACACAUGUAGCAUAAAACCAGGAUUUAUGACUGACCACUCUCUAAAAUCAAUCAAAAAUCUAGUUGAACUUAAACUACACAAAAUACAACCUGAAAAGGGCCCCGGAUACUUUAAAAUUAAUAACAACAUCUUAAUAGAUAUACAAUAUAAAACGCAAAUACAACAAGCAAUAUUCAAUACAGCUCGAAAUAAUAAAGAUGCGAACCCAAACACCUUAUGGGAAGUAAUUAAAGUAAAUAUACGUAAUAAAACAAUUAGAUACACAUCAUGUUAACAAAAGAAAAACACACAAGCUUGAAACUGAAACCAUCAAAAUCAUUGAAACACUUGAAAAACAAGUACAGGAAACAAACACAAACGAUACCAAAGCCAUUGAAAAUGAAAUAACAUCUAAAAACAAGUAUUAGAAAAUUUUUAUCAUACACAUCUCAAUGGACAAAUACUACGAGCACGUGCACGGCAUUUUGAACGCAAUUAAAAACAUACAAAAUACUUCGCAAACAUCGAAAAACGUAGAAGUGAACAAAAAAACCUCUACACAAAUUAGUUGUCAAUGGCGAGGAUAUAACAAACAGAACUCAAAUACUAGAAGAACAACGUUUAUUUUUCGAAACCCUCUAUAAACGAAAACAUGUUGAAACUAAUACCCUUUUUAAAAAUACACAUCAUGCUUUAAAUCAAGAGGAAAAACUACUGUGAGAAGGAUAACUUAAUGAAUAUGAAUGUGGAUUAGCACUAAAAGAAAUGCAAAAUAACAAAAGUCCAGGAUCUGAUGGCAUCACAAUCGAAUUUUAUAAAAUAUUCUGGAAUGAUAUUAAAAUACAUUUAAUUAAUUCACUUAACUAUUCAUUUAAAAACGAAAACUUAACUACGCUACAAAAACCAGGUAUAAUAUCACUCAUUCCAAAACCUGAAAAAAACAUAGAAUCCUUAUCAAACUGGCGCCCGAUAAGUUUACUGAACAAUGAAUAUAAAAUUGCUACUGAAAGUAUAUCAAACACAAUUAAAAAAAAUAUUACCAUCAAUCAUUUCAAGAUCUCAAUCUGGUUUCAUUAAAGGAUGUUACAUUGGUGAAAACGUACGUCUGAUACAAGAAUGCAUACAUUAUUUCAACCAACCAAACAAUUCUGGCCUCAUUUUCUUUGCAGACUUCAAAAAGGCUUUCGAUUCACUAAACCAUUCGUUUAUGUUCUCUUAUUUGAAAAUAUGAAUUUCGGUGAAAGUCUAAUUAAAUGGAUUAAACUAUUUUAUACCGAUAUUAACAGUAUAAUAAUCAACAAUGGCUUUUUUUCAAACAGUUUAAACAUCAAACGAGGGGUAAGACGAGGAUGUCCACUUUCAUCCUCGCUAUUUAUUUUAUGCAUCGAGUAUCUAUCACACUAUAUACAAUCAAAUAAACAUAUAAAGGGAAUAUCGCUAGAACCUGACGAAGAAAAUAAACAGUCCCUAUUUGCUGACGAUGCAACUUAUUUUUUAAACGACAAUAGUGACUCAAUAAUCUUAUAGAAUCUCUUAACCUUUUUUGGAAUGGCAUCAGGUCUUAAACUAAACAAAAGUAAAUGCACUGUGCUACGAGUAGGUAAAUUUAAACAAAGUAAUAUUCAUCCAUCUUAAAAAAGAAAUGGAAUUCAACUGGACAUCAGAUAAAGCAACAACGUUAGGAAUAACCUUUACAAACAAUGAAAAUGAAACAAUUCUAAAAAACAUAUUGCCUAAAUUACAAAAUUUAAUUUUUUUUAUUUAAAAUCAUGGCAGCAUCGUAAACUUACACUAAUCGGAAAAAAACACUGUGUUGAAAACGUUUUCACUCCCUACAUUAAUGUAUACACUAACAGUUCUCCAAAACCCACCAAAUGAUAUUAUUGAAGAUAUAAAAUCAGAAAUAUUUAAUUUCAUAUGGGACGGUAAACGUAAUAAAAUAAAGCGAACUGAAUUAGUUCAAUCAGUAGAAUAUGGAGGUAUCAGACUAACGGAUAUAGAAUCAUUCCUGAAUGCAAUCAAAUGCAGUUGGGUUAAAAUAAAUUUUAAAUAUACCAAUACGAGUAAAUGGAAAGUAUUCUACCAUACAAUUCUUAAAACAUAUGGUGACUCCUUACUUUUUCAAUGUGUUAUCGACAAUAAUAUCUUAGAUGAAAUUUCAAACCAAAAACAUAUUUCUAUCGAAUGUUCUAUCGUCAUGGUGUAAAGUUACUCAUAAUUUAGAAACCAAAAUAAACAGUAAAAUCAUUCUAUGGAACAACAAAGACAUAACUACUAACAAUAAAACGUUUUUCUAUAAAUAUUGGUUCGAACAAUACAUAAAAUAUGUAGAUCAAUUGUACGACUACAGAAUAAACGACUGCUAUUCUUUUGAUAACUUAUGCUACAUAUUCGGAAUACCUUUAAGUAAUUUCCUGAUGUACUACACAUUGAUCAAAAGUAUACCCAUACAUCUUAAAGCUGUAACCAAUACAAAUAGCACACCAUCUACUCAAAAAACAUUCGUAGAAAACAUAAUUGCAAAACAAAACAAAACGAACAAAAUAUUUUACACACAUCAAAUUAAAAACCCUGCCGAAAUCUCUAAAGCUCAAACUAAAUGGAAAAAUCUUCUUGGAGAAAAAAAAAUAAUUGGAAACAAAUAUUUGUCAUGUCAUGUAAAUCAACUACUGAUAGCACAUUUAGAAAGUUUCAAUAUAAAUGCACCCAGAGAAUCAUAGCUACAUAUAAACAUCUUUUAAAGUGCAACAUAUCCAACACAAAUCAAUGUGAUAUAUGACAAUGUAGUGAACAUAUUGAAACAAUAGAACACCUUUUCUGGGAGUGAAAACAUAUUCAAUCUCUAUGGAAUCAAUUGGCAACCUUUCUAGAGAAACAACAAUUAAAUGUAAAACUUUCUCUCGUAUUUAUCAGUUCAGGAGUAAAUACCUUCAAAAUACAAGAGAUAAAUAACGCCGUGAAUUACAUAAUUAUAUUAAUGAAAUAUUUUAUAUUCAGCAUGAAAUACAGAAAACAAACACCUACAAUGAACUGUGUUAUCAAUUAUUUAAAGCGAGAUUAUACGAUUUUUAUAUGUGUUAAAUUGUAAUAUAUUGAUACAAUAUGUUACAAUAACACUAAAUAGACAAGAAAAAUUAUACAUUGAAGACGAAUUUUAUAAAAUUCAGCAAACACAAAUAAGCGCCCCGAGCCGAUUGUGACGAAGAUAUUUCGUACAUAUUUUCUUACAAUAACCGUUGCAUUCGUGUUUUAAGAUAGUGUUCGUGUGUCGUUUGAAAAGAUAUCAUUGCAGGAAUUUAAAAUAAACCGUUAAACUAAAUUUAGAUUCACAUCGUACAUGCAUGAUUUACAUGCUGGCGAAUUUGACUGUACAGACAUUUUCGAUUUCAGAAUCGAUUUUUUGACACAUGUUCUUCUUAACUUUUAUUUUGAUGAUAAUUGCAAUAUAUGUUUAAUAAGUUUUUUACACAUUUUAUAUAAAUUAAUAAAUAUUUGACAAAAUCGUAUAAUCUCGCUUUAAAACUGAAGAUUCAAAUUGAAAUAGAAAUUACCCUAAACAAUGAUACACUUCAUAUAUCAUAUAUUUGAACAAAAAUGAGAACACAUUAAACUUUCAUAAACAAGUCCAGUAUGCUUUCUACCCACUUAAUGCAACUGAUCCUUAUUCAUAACUAUUCUGUUUUUUUUUAAACACCUAUCACAAACAACCAAAAGACAAAAUACAUGUUAAAUUUUUUUUAAUCAAAAGGGAACCACAAGGUCAAAAAAGUAUAUAUUAGCACAAUCUUGUACAACAUGUUUGAACAUUAUUGCUGCUACAUGUUUUGUUUUGGUUUUAUGAUCAUAUACAUGUAUACAUUGUAUUUCUUAUAUUGAAUAAUAAAAAAAGAUAACACAUA
This is a messenger RNA of Dreissena polymorpha, 9268 nucleotides long. RefSeq names its product heat shock 70 kDa protein 12B-like. Bases 228 to 2024 code for a protein of 598 amino acids. The transcript is spliced from 8 exons. Lineage: Eukaryota; Metazoa; Mollusca; Bivalvia; Myida; Dreissenidae. Gene Ontology annotation, molecular function: ATP binding; ATP-dependent protein folding chaperone. The record is from RefSeq and is a predicted model, not a curated record.